Molecule: messenger RNA, 471 nt
Organism: Acanthoscelides obtectus
Lineage: Eukaryota; Metazoa; Arthropoda; Insecta; Coleoptera; Chrysomelidae
Source: the annotation of a GenBank genome assembly
AUGGUGGAAAGUCGUAUUGUCAUUCGAAAUUGCGUUAUUAAUCUCACAAAUAUUCUCCUGGAAGAAGUGGAAGAAAUUCUUGAGGAAGAAAGAAAUCCUAAAAAAAGGAUAUGGUGUCGAGAAUGGCUUACACGUAGAGAAAGUCAAGGGGCUUCCACCAAUUUAAUAAGGGAGCUGAGGUUUGAAGAUCCUAAAGAAUACAGAAUGAUGCUCAGAAUGACUGCUGAAAAAUUUGACUAUUUGUUAGGCUUAAUAACUCCAUUAAUCCAACGAGAAAACACUAUUAUGAAAGACGCUAUCAAACCAGAAACAAUGUUGGAAGUAACCUUAAAUUACCUAGCAACUGGUAAUAAUUAUAGAACCCUUUCUCAUCUCUUCCGAGUUUCUAAAUCAGCGAUAUCUAUCAUGAUUCCCAUUGUUUGUCAAGCUGUGUACGACUGCUUAAAGGAUUUUGUAAAGGUAUGUGAAUAG